This is a messenger RNA of Aspergillus uvarum CBS 121591, 822 nucleotides long. RefSeq names its product nuclear transport factor 2 family protein. The transcript has a single exon. NCBI's taxonomy places the organism in Eukaryota, Fungi, Ascomycota, Eurotiomycetes, Eurotiales, Aspergillaceae. The coding region runs from base 119 to 616 and encodes 165 amino acids. The record is from RefSeq and is a predicted model, not a curated record.
UACCGUUCCUCAUCCUAAUUUACCUUCGCAGUACUUUCCGGGCCCCUACCCUGUGUGAUCCGACCUUUCAUUUCACCCUUUGCGUGCAGCUUGAUCACUUCCGCUCAUCAUUUUUGACAUGGCCGAGAUACAGCAGGUCUUGCAGGAAUUGAACCGUCGACUAUCCACGCUGGAAGUCAAAGAUGCCAUCUGGACAUUCAUGUGCCGUUACUGCAAAGUGUGCGAUGAACACGAUUGGGAGGCAUUUGGAAAUAUGUUUGCUGAAGAUGGGAUAAUGGAAUACGGUCCUUGGGGUCCAAUUCAAGGGCCAGCCAAUAUCGCCAAGGCUACAUCUGCCGAGAAGAUUUUCGCGUACCAGGAACACAGCCUCUCGAACAUGAGCAUUGAAGUAAUUAGCCCUGAUGAGGCGAAAGCAACUUCACUGUUCACAUUCUACGGCUGUCCGGAUUUGGAGGCACCCUUUCAAUAUUGCGCAAAAGGCGGGGUUUACAAUUUACAUUUUCGUCGACUGAAGGAGGAAUGGAAAAUCGUUCGUCAUCACUUGUCCCCAGGUUGGAGCCACGGAGAGAAAGUGACCGAGGAUUUUGCUGCUGCGGUAGCAAAUAUCAAGAAGUGAAGCAGGGGGCUAGCAGGGGGCUCGCAGUUUUAUUGCAGUCUCUAGAUAAACUAUAAUGGGCUUCAACAUUUUGGAUUCUCAUUUUGGAAACUCCCCUUGAGGACUUUAUCCCUGAACGGAAUGAUCACCAUGUACUCAACCUUUGUUUUAUUUUAUCUUUUCAGAACAAAUUAAGACACCCGAUGGGACCAGAAUCUGUCCAUGCC